Nycticebus coucang (slow loris) is the source of this 5755-nucleotide messenger RNA. RefSeq names its product kinase insert domain receptor (gene KDR). The transcript has 30 exons. Gene Ontology annotation, biological process: cell migration; angiogenesis; positive regulation of kinase activity. Gene Ontology annotation, cellular component: membrane; signaling receptor complex. Gene Ontology annotation, molecular function: growth factor binding; ATP binding; vascular endothelial growth factor receptor activity. The record is from RefSeq and is a predicted model, not a curated record. Lineage: Eukaryota; Metazoa; Chordata; Mammalia; Primates; Lorisidae. The coding region runs from base 276 to 4322 and encodes 1348 amino acids.
GCGGUGUGUGGCUGCUGCGGUUCCUCUGUUAUCGCAGAGCAUCGCUCACGCGGCACAGCAAGCCCAGAGUCCGUCCCGCAGCCGGGAAAUCCUUUACCACAGGCACCCGCAGAAGCCCCUGCAGCCGCGCCCGGAGCCGGGGCAUCCUCGCCCUGUGCGCUCCGGGGUUCUGCGCUGCGCCGCGCGGUCCACCUCCGCGCCUCCUCCGAGGGGCAGGCGUGGGGAGAAAGAACGGUCUCCCGAGUCUGGGCGCUGCGCCCGCCUGGAGGUGCGGGAUGGAGAGCAAGGCGCUGCUGGCCGUGGCUCUGUGGCUCUGCGUGCAGACCCAGGCGGCCUCUGUGGGUUUGCCUGGUGUUUCUCUUGUUCCACCCAAGCUCAGCAUAGAAAAAGAUAUACUUACGAUUAUGGCCAAUACAACUCUUCAGAUUAAUUGCAGGGGACAGCAGGACUUGGAUUGGCUUUGGCCCAACAGUCAGAGUGGCACUGAGGACAGGGUGGAGAUAACAGAAUGCAGCGAUGGCCUCUUCUGUAAGACGCUUAGAGUCCCCAGAGUGAUCGGAAAUGAUACUGGAGCCUAUAAGUGCUUCUACCGGGAAGCUGACUUGGCUUCCGUCAUCUACGUCUAUGUUCAAGAUUACAGAUCUCCAUUUAUUGCAUCUGUUAGUGACCAACAAGGGGUUGUGUACAUUACUGAAAACAAAAACAAAACUGUGGUGAUUCCGUGUCUUGGGUCCGUUUCAAACCUCAAUGUGUCACUCUGUGCGAGGUAUCCGGAAAAGAGGUUUGUUCCUGAUGGUAACAGGAUUUCCUGGGACAGCAAGAAGGGCUUUACUAUUCCCAGCUACAUGAUCAGCUAUGCAGGCAUGGUCUUCUGUGAAGCCAAGAUUAAUGAUGAAAGUUACCAGUCUAUCAUGUACAUCGUUGUGACUGUAGGGUAUAGGAUUUAUGAUGUAAUUCUGAGCCCCCCUCAUAAAGUUGAGAUGUCUGUUGGAGAGAAGCUUGUCUUAAAUUGCACAGCAAGAACUGAACUGAAUGUGGCAAUUGAAUUCAACUGGGACUACCCUUCUUUGAAGCAGCAUAAGAAACCUGUAAUCCGGGACCUAAAAACUCAGUCUGGGAGUGAGAUGAAGAAAUUUUUGAGCAUCUUGACUAUAGAUCGUGUGACGCGUGGUGAUCAAGGCUGGUACUCCUGUUCGGCCUCAAGCGGGCUGAUGACCAAGAAUAACAUGACAUUUGUCAGGGUCCAUGAAAAACCUUUUGUCGCUUUUGACAGUGGAAUGGAGUCUUUGGUGGAAGCUUCGGUGGGGGAGUACGUCAGGAUCCCAGUGAAGUACCUUGGAUACCCACCCCCUGAAAUAAAAUGGUAUAAAAAUGGAAGACCCAUGGAGUCCAAUCACACAAUUAAAGUGGGGCAUGCACUGACAAUCAUGGAAGUGAGUGAAAAAGACACAGGGAAUUACACUGUCAUCCUGACCAACCCCAUUUCAAAGGACAAGCAGAGUCACGUGGUGUCCCUGGCUGUGAAUGUCCCACCCCAGAUUGGUGAGAAGUCUCUGAUCUCUCCUGUGGAUUCUUACCAGUAUGGCAGCACCCAGACGCUGACGUGCACGGUCUAUGCUGUCCCUCCCGCGCACAACAUCCACUGGUACUGGCAGCUGGAGGAGGAGUGCCCCACCAUGCCCGGCCAAGCUGUCUCAAUGAUAAACCCACAUGCUUGUAAGGAAUGGAGGAGUGUAGAGGACUUCCAGGGGGGAAAUAAAAUGGAAGUCAACAAAAAUCAGUAUGCCCUCGUUGAAGGGAAAAACAAAACUGUAAGUACUCUGAUUGUCCAAGCAGCAAAUGUGUCAGCAUUGUACAAAUGUGAGGCCGUCAACAAAGUCGGGAGAGGAGAAAGGAUCAUCCCCUUUCACGUGACCAGGGGUCCUGAAAUUACUUUGCAGCCUGGCACCCAGCCAUCUGAGCAGGAGAGCGUGUCUUUGUGGUGCAGUGCAGACAGAACUAUGUUUGAGAACCUGACAUGGUACAAGGUUGGCCCCCAGGCUCUGCCGAUCCACGUGGGGGACUUGCCCACACCUCUUUGCAAGAACCUGGAUAUUCUUCAGAAAUUGAAUGCCACCAUGUUCUCUAAUAGCACAAAUGACAUUUUGAUCAUGGAACUCCAGAAUGCGUCAUUGCAGGACCAAGGAGACUACGUCUGCUUUGCUCAAGACAGGAAGACCAAGAAAAGACACUGUGUGGUCAGGCAGCUCACAGUCCUAGAGCGUAUGGCACCCAUGAUCACAGGAAACCUGGAGAAUCAGACGACAAAUAUUGGCGAAACCAUUGAGGUUUCAUGCAUAACGUCUGGGAAUCCCCAUCCACAGAUUACCUGGUUUAAAGAUAAUGAAACCCUUGUGGAAGACUCAGGCAUUGUCCUGAAAGAUGGGAACCGGAAUCUCACCAUCCGCAGAGUGAGGAAGGAGGACGAGGGCCUCUACACCUGCCAGGCCUGCAACGCGCUGGGCUGCGCAACAGUGGAAGCGUUUUUCAUAAUAGAGGGUGCGCAGGAGAAGACAAACUUGGAGGUCAUUAUCCUGGUAGGCACUGCAGUGAUCGCCAUGUUCUUCUGGCUACUUCUUGUCAUCAUCCUACGGACCGUUAAGCGGGCCAGCGGAGGGGAGCUGAAGACGGGCUACUUGUCCAUCGUCAUGGACCCAGAUGAACUGCCCCUGGAUGAGCAUUGUGAACGCCUGCCUUAUGAUGCCAACAAAUGGGAAUUUCCCAGAGACAGGCUGAAACUGGGCAAGCCUCUUGGACGUGGUGCCUUUGGCCAAGUGAUUGAAGCAGAUGCCUUUGGAAUUGAUAAGACAGCAACUUGCAGGACGGUGGCCGUCAAAAUGUUGAAAGAAGGAGCAACACACAGUGAGCACCGAGCCCUCAUGUCUGAGCUCAAGAUCCUGAUUCACAUUGGCCACCACCUCAACGUGGUCAACCUCCUUGGGGCCUGCACCAAGCCUGGGGGGCCCCUCAUGGUGAUUGUGGAAUUCUGCAAGUUUGGAAACCUAUCAACUUAUUUAAGGAGCAAGAGAAAUGAAUUUGUCCCUUACAAGUCCAAAGGGGCACGGUUCCGUCAGGGGAAAGACUAUGUGGGGGAAAUCCCUGUGGAUCUGAAACGCCGCCUGGACAGCAUCACCAGCAGCCAGAGCUCCGCCAGCUCUGGGUUUGUGGAGGAGAAGUCCCUCAGUGAUGUGGAGGAAGAGGAAGCUCCUGAAGAUCUGUACAAGGACUUCCUGACCUUGGAGCAUCUCAUCUGUUACAGCUUCCAAGUGGCUAAAGGCAUGGAGUUCUUGGCUUCACGAAAGUGUAUCCACAGGGACCUGGCAGCACGAAAUAUUCUCUUGUCAGAGAAGAACGUGGUUAAAAUUUGCGACUUUGGCCUGGCCCGGGAUAUUUACAAAGACCCAGAUUAUGUCAGAAAAGGAGAUGCUCGCCUCCCUUUGAAAUGGAUGGCCCCGGAAACAAUUUUUGACAGAGUCUACACAAUUCAGAGUGACGUGUGGUCUUUUGGUGUUUUGCUCUGGGAAAUAUUUUCCUUGGGCGCUUCUCCAUAUCCCGGGGUAAAGAUCGAUGAGGAAUUUUGUAGGCGAUUGAAAGAAGGGACUAGAAUGAGGGCCCCUGACUAUACCACACCAGAAAUGUACCAGACUAUGCUUGACUGUUGGCAUGGGGAUCCCGAUCAGAGACCCACAUUUUCAGAGUUGGUGGAACAUCUGGGAAAUCUACUUCAAGCUAAUGCUCAGCAGGAUGGCAAAGACUACAUUGUUCUCCCAAUAUCAGAGACUUUGAGCAUGGAAGAGGAUUCUGGACUCUCUCUGCCUACCUCACCUGUUUCCUGUAUGGAGGAAGAGGAAGUGUGUGACCCCAAAUUCCAUUAUGACAACACAGCAGGAAUCAGUCAGUAUCUGCAGAACAGUAAGCGAAAGAGCCGGCCUGUGAGUGUAAAAACAUUUGAAGAUAUCCCAUUGGAAGAACCAGAAGUAAAAGUAAUCCCAGAGGACAACCAGACGGAUAGUGGUAUGGUUCUUGCCUCAGAAGAACUGAAAACUUUGGAAGACAGAACAAAAUUAGCACCACCUUUUAGUGGAAUGGUGCCCAGCAAAAGCAGGGAAUCCGUGGCAUCUGAGGGCUCAAACCAGACGAGCGGCUACCAGUCUGGGUAUCACUCUGAUGACACGGACACCACAGUGUACUCCAGUGAGGAGGCAGAACUUUUAAAGCUGGUGGAGCUUGGAGCACAGGCCGGCAUGGCCCACAUCCUCCAGCCUGACGCAGGAGCACCCUGAGCUCACCUCCUGCUUAUCCCCCCAUUCCUGGAUAUCACACGAGAGGUGCUGCUUGGAUUUUCAAGUGUUGUUCUUUCCACCACCAGGAAGUAGCCACAUUUGAUUUUCAUUUCAAAAAGAAAAGAAAAGGACCUUGGACUGCAGGGAUCUUAGUCCUCUAUGCAUUUCCUGAGAAGAUGCUUGUGACCCAAGAAUGUGCUUGUACCUUCUCCCUGUGUCCACCCAAUGUUUCUCUUUUUCAUUCAUUUAAAAAGUGUUUAUAAUACCCCUGCUGUGGGUCUCAACAUGGAUUUCCAACAUAGAUGGUCAAGAAAUGGUUCCAUCUUCCAAGAAGUAGCAGGGCCCAGGGAGUGGAUGCUGUUGUAAAAGCAGGUGCUAAACGAGGCGACAUAUGUACCAUAGCUGUUGGAGAUGGAAGGGUUGGUGGGGCUGAGUCUGGCUGAGAGGCUCUGUGUAGGCUGUGGGUCCCCAGCCGAGUCUUAAGUGUGGGGUUUGCACAGACGGCAGGGAGGACUCUGGCUUGCUCUGAGAGCACAGUGUUGGCUCUGGGGAGGUGGGCAUGUGGUCUGGUAGGAAAUGUAAAGGCUUCAGAUGAGGGUUCUGGUUUUAGAAGGUUGCGUGCUCCUCGCAGUUGGGCUAAAGGAGGGUUCCUUGUGCUGUUUCCGACUCUUAAUGAGCGUUCCUUCCGGACCCUUACGUGUCUCCUGGCUGAGCCCCAGGAAGGAAAUGGUGCAGCCCUGGCUCCUGUGUCCCAGGCCCAUCCUCUGUCAGAGCCCCACAAAGAAGGGACAUUCAGCCAAGGCUCCCUGCCGUGAGGAAGGGCUCUGGUGCCUUCUGGAUGAGCACCCCACAUCUGUCCUGCUGUGAUAUGUCUGAGAGGGAAGGCAGGGGUUUGGUGUCCAGCUGUGGUCAGCUGUGUCAGGAAGGAAUCGACCCUUUUGUUCCUCCCCUACCCCCAGCCUACUCUUACCCCAACCCCAUCAGUAUUUUAGUUAUUUGGCCUCUACACUCCAGUAAACCUGUUGGGGUUUGUUCACUCUCUGAAUGAUUAUUAGCCAGAUUUCAAAAAUUACUUUAUAGCCAAAAUUAUAACAUCUAUUGUAUUAUUUAGACUUUUUUUUUUUUUAACAUAUAGAGCUAUUCCUACUGGUUUUUGCCCUUGUUCUUUUCAGUUUCUUUUUCUUCUAAAGAAACGGUGUUUUUCAUUUGGUACCAUAGUGUGAAGUACUGGGGUGAUGACUAUACAACAUGCUAUGGCACAUGUAUUUAUAGUCAGUUUAUGUAGAAACAAAUGUAAUAUAUUAAAACCUUAUAUUAUAUAUAAUGAACUUUGUACUAUUCACGUUUUGCAUCAGUAUUAUGUAGCAUAACAAAGGUUAUAAUGCUUUCAGCAAUUCAUGUCAUUUUAUUAAAAAAAAUUGAAAAACUUGAAA